UUUGUUAUUAUAACAGCCAAAAAUGUCAACCAAUAAGCCGUAUAAAGUGCUGAUUGCGCAUACCGAUGUCCCCCCAGAGGGCAUUGAAAUUCUGAAGGAGAAAUGCGAAGUUAUUCGAAUAACAAACGCCCCGCUUAAUCGGAUCGAGAUUCUGGAGAAGAUCAAGGGCGUACAUGCUGCCAUUUGGAGCGGUCGGGAUAUCCUUAAUGCUGAGAUUCUGGAUGCUGCUGGUCCGCAAUUUAAGGCAGUAUCUACAAUGUCCUUGGGUAUCAACAAUGUUGAUGUACCGGAGCUGAAGAAACGAGGCAUUCCCCUGGGAAGUACUCCUGGGAUGCUUACGGUGGCAGUGGCUGAUCUAACGGUGGGUUUGCUGAUCGGCGCCGCUCGGAGAUUUCAAGAAGGCCGCAGGAAGAUCGAGAGUAACAAUUGGGACAAAGACCAUCUAAACUGGAUGCUGGGUCAGGACAUCCGUGACACCACAGUAGGUUUUUACGGUUUUGGGGGCAUUGGUCAGGCAGUGGCCAAGCGUUUGGCCGGUUUUGAUAUCGAUCGUGUGCUCUAUACCACUCGGAACCGUGUAAGUUUAGAGAUCGAAGAGCAGUACAAUGCCAAGAAGGUGGAUUUCGAUACACUCCUUGCUGAAAGUGACUUCCUGGUCAUUGUAGCUCCAUUGACCAAGGAAACGCAAGGUUUGUUUAACGCGGAAGCGUUUAAUAAAAUGAAGAAAUCCGCAGUAUUGGUCAACGUUGGCAGGGGCAAAAUUGUCAAUCAGGACGAUCUUUAUGAUGCUUUGAAAUCAAAUAGAAUCUUUGCGGCUGGCUUAGAUGUUAUGGAUCCCGAGCCGCUUCGUUCCAGUGAUAAGUUACUGGCUCUAGACAAUGUUGUGGUAACUCCCCAUGUGGGCUAUGCCACCAAGAGAACGCGCAUCGAUGCUGCCACUUUGGCUUCCCACAAUGUGCUUCGAGGAUUAGCUGGUGAGCCCAUGCUGUCACCUGCUUACUAA
Drosophila eugracilis is the source of this 1003-nucleotide messenger RNA. RefSeq names its product glyoxylate reductase/hydroxypyruvate reductase. Gene Ontology annotation, molecular function: glyoxylate reductase (NADPH) activity; hydroxypyruvate reductase [NAD(P)H] activity; hydroxypyruvate reductase (NADH) activity. The record is from RefSeq and is a predicted model, not a curated record. NCBI's taxonomy places the organism in Eukaryota, Metazoa, Arthropoda, Insecta, Diptera, Drosophilidae. Gene Ontology annotation, cellular component: cytosol.